This is a messenger RNA of Vicia faba (fava bean), 930 nucleotides long. The record is from the annotation of a GenBank genome assembly. Lineage: Eukaryota; Viridiplantae; Streptophyta; Magnoliopsida; Fabales; Fabaceae.
AUGGGGCAUUCUGCAGCAGUAUGGGACUUUAGAGCAGCAACUGAAAUUACAAAGGACCAGAAUGGUAUUGGUCAAGUUGUGCUUCGGACUCCACAAGGCGCUUCAGCACGGGUGAGCUUACUUGGAGCACAGAUCACUUCAUGGCGUAAUGAGCAGGGAGAAGAACUUCUAUUCACAAGCAGCAAGACAAUUUCGAAGGCGCUAAAAGCAACACGGGGAGGAAUUCCUAUAUGUUUUCCACAGUUUGGAAACUGUGGAUCUCUGGAGCUGCAUGGAUUUGCAAGAAAUAGAAUGUGGGCAGUCGACGAGAAUCCUCCUCCUCUGCCUGCAAAUGAUUCCAAUGGAAAAUCCUUUGUCGACCUGCUACUCAAAUCAUCUGAAGAAGACAUGAAAUGCUGGCCACAUAGUUUUGAGUUCCGCCUUCGAGUGUCUGUUACGACAGACGGAGACCUAUCCCUGAUAUCACGAAUCAGGAAUAUCAACGGAAAGCCAUUUAGUUUCUCGUUUGCAUAUCACACAUACCUAUUGGUUUCUGACAUUAGUGAGAUAAGGAUUGAAGGUCUCGAGACACUUGAUUACCUGGACAAUCUUUUCCAAAAAGAACGUAUUACAGAACAAGGAGAUGCGAUAACAUUUGAAUCCGAGGUGGAUCGUGUUUAUCUUAGCUCCCCGAAUGUAAUUGCAGUUCUAGAUCAUGAGAGGAAACAAACUUAUGUUAUAAAAAAGGAAGGUCUCCCUGAUGUUGCCGUGUGGAAUCCGUGGGAGAAGAAAUCGAAGUCGAUGGUGGACUUUGGAGACGAGGAGUACAAACAGAUGCUCUGUGUAGAUGCAGCAGUUAUAGAGAAACCUGUGAACUUGAAGCCUGGAGAGGAAUGGACAGGGCGGCUUCAACUCUCCGUUGUGCCAUCAAGUUUUUGCAGCUACUGUUAG